Mercenaria mercenaria is the source of this 3552-nucleotide messenger RNA. RefSeq lists its product as uncharacterized. NCBI's taxonomy places the organism in Eukaryota, Metazoa, Mollusca, Bivalvia, Venerida, Veneridae. The coding region runs from base 168 to 659 and encodes 163 amino acids. The record is from RefSeq and is a predicted model, not a curated record. The transcript is spliced from 5 exons.
UCCAAUGCAAUGUGUCACAGUUGAUUGACAUUUAAUUAGUUUGACGUAAAAGAAAUGUAAAUUAAUGCGCUCGUUAAUUCAGUUGAGGAGAACUAAUUAUACACUUUACGUCUGGCUGUAAAAACAGAUACGAUUGUUCAAAUCAAGUUGAUCAAACUACUUCAAGAAUGGAUACGAAAUUCAUACAAGUGUUGAUGCUGUUUGUAUGUGUGUUUCUUGGUGCUGAAGCUCAAAGGCUUUGCUCUUACUGGGACAGAAUGCGGUGUUACCCAAAACAAUGCCAUAUAGUGAGGCGCGGAAGGGGUCUGGUAAGAGCGGAUUGUCUCACCAUGCAGGAAUCCCUUCUCUUAGAGGCGGCAUAUCGUGGCGGGGCAACAGGUCCUGGUACCGGUAUAGUUCAUCACGGGGGUCACAUCAACGACAGAUCUGAACGUAUACAAGUCAAUGUUAAUAUCGACAAUACCAACAAUAAUAAGCAUAUCAAAUCGAAUUCUGGAAACGUAGACGUUAGUCAAGCCCAAGCUUCCCCCAAUUCGAACGCAGAUUGUGUUGUUUGUGGCCCAGGAGGGACGUGCUCAGAUGGUUUAAUUUGCAGGUAUAAUCCAUCAUGUGCAGCCAAUUUGGGUUGUAUGCCAGUUCCAGAUCAUCUUUUACAUUAACGGAGGAUAUUUCUUGAAAAAGUCAAUGCAACGGUUUCAUUAUCUGACUCUAUUCAUUUGUUUAAAAAGAAAAAAUAUAUUAUCCUGACAGUAUGUGUCCAUGCGAAUACAUAUGAAAAAUCGCUCAACAGUACGAAGACUCUGAGUAGUUACAAUAUGUUUUAGUUACGUUGAGUUAGUUUAUACAUAGUUUAUUUUAGGUCAAUUGUGAAGGAAGUUCUACAACUCAUAUUAAUCACUCCCGACACCUCAUUCCUGAUAGAAUCCACCGCCACGAGGGUAUGAGAGAAGAGUCCAGUUUCCCUUUUUUAAUGCUGAGCGCCAAGCAAGGGAGCUACUGGUACCAUUUUUCACGUCUUUGGUAUGACGCGGCCGGGGAUCGAACCCACGACGUUGAGUUGUAGUUACAGUGCUUUGUAGUUACAUUUAUUCUUAGCUAAUAUGAUUCUUAGUUACUCCAAGUCGUAGCUACAAUGAAUCAUAACUUUAAUGAGUGUUACAUUGAGUUUUUUGUUAAAAUCUGGUGUUUGUACUGUAACUUACAGAUAUUUGAGAUAUAAAGCAGGACACUAUGUUUGCAUUGCUCUAACUGUACAACCGGUGGUCAUUAAGUUAAGACUUGCCUACCAUUGGACAGGUUAGGGUUUGCUCUACAACUUCUAAAACAUAGAGAAAAGUUCUUUCAUAAUGAAGGAUCAGAUGUCAAAAUGACCAAUACGCCUCUAACCGGCUUAACAUGCAUGUACCUAAAUCAUAACUUUAGCCGAAAACGUCUCAUACAGAUAAGUAUCUUCCCAUUAAGUUGAAUAUACAAACCUAAACUUUCUACAGAUGUCGUAUUUGUCAAUGCAGAAGGCGGCACACAUGCAGAAGGCGGCACACUAACACUUGUUUCACUUUCUGUCUCACGGGCCCUAAGCAGGUUCUCACAGACUAGUUCUUUGAAUUGUGGGUCUAAAUACAAAGACACAAGUUAACCAAUUAUCUUAAACUGAAAACAUGAUCCUUGUCAUUAAAUACAUAAUGUUAAAGUGACCCUAAAUCUUAUAUAACAUAAAGUCUGUAGAUGAACUUGCUCUUAAAGGAGCUGUCUCUUUAGGGUUGGCUUUUUAACCAGGUUUUCAACGAAAACCUGAGUUAUUAGAUUGGGGUAUGUCGUUGGUCGGGCGGGCGGGCGGAUGGGCGGCGGCGUCAAACUGGUGUUUCCGGUCAAUAACUUUUGUUUCGGUAAAGAUAUUUGAAUAAAACUUGGUAUGUAUGUAGCUUAUAUCAAGACAAAGGCUGGGAUUGAUUUUGGGGUUUCUGGGGUCAAGGUCAAGGUCACUGUUACUUAAAGUAUAAAAGGGUUUCCGGUCAAUAACUUAACUUAGGAAUGAGCUAUCAUGAUGAAACUUGGUGUAUAGAAAACUUAAUAUAUAAAGUUGUAGCUUGGGAUUGAUUUUGGGGUUUCUGGGAUCAAGGUUAAGGUCAUUGUUACUAAAAAGCGGGUUAGGGUUAGGUUAGGGUUAGGGUUAGGGUUGUGCUUUAAAGUGAUUCAGUAUACUUUUUUAUUCCUAUGAAAAGUGUUGAAAACCUGGUUUCGUGGCAUUGCCGCGUUUCUUGUUUUCAAAAUGAACCAGCUACUGCGACUAAUACACCCUUAAAAUUAGAAAUAUACAUGUAUGUGGAGGCUGUAAACAUCAUUGCACAUGUUAAGUUAUUACCAUUAUCAAGCUAAUUAUUCAUAUAAAAUACCCCUACUUGAAUACUAACCAUACUGAGUAUAACACAUCCCUUAACAUUUCUUGACAUAAUGUAAAGGAGUAUUUACGUAACAAAGGUGGUUAUGUACGAUACUGUACACUUGACAAUAGAUUCAGUCAAUUUUUUACAAGCUGUAUACUUAUAACUCACCUGUUACUUCUCAGGUCAACAAAUUAGCUAUAUGUUGGGGUAUCUGAAUGUAACAUCUUUUCCUCCCCUCGUUAACGUGAUUUAAAUUCUGAAUUGAAUAGGUUUAAAAUAGCAUAGUUUAUACAUUCUACGGCUGAAUAGUCAUUCAGAUUCUGCAUGCUCAAGACUAUAAUAUCAGAUCUCAAAUCUGAUACAUUUUGCCAGGUCUGGGCCAUAGAAAUAUGAAACUGAUUUAAGAUCCAAACGGCUACUAAAUAACAGUCUUGUUCUGAAAUACACUACUGGAUGCACAUGCCAUUAAAAGGGUCAUGAAAUUGGCCUUAAUUUUUUCAAACGUUUUUAACAGAGUUUUAACAGAUCACCAUUAAAAUUCACCCAUUACUUCUUACUAUUUAAUGGGAUUUUCAUGACCAUAGUUUUAAUGCCAUACAUAAAAAAUGACUUUUACGGUCAUGAAAAACUGCUUAAAAUAAACCAUUGAAAUAAGUUAAUAGGCUCCUUAAAACUCCAUGAAAAAUUUUAAUUGGCGUAAAAUUAAUGUGCCAUUAAAAAAGUACCCCUUAAUUCCACAUUAAUUAGUAAGAACUAAUGGUGCCAUUAAAUUUUUUUAAUACUCUGUUUAUGGCCGUUAAUUAUUAAAAAAAUUGAUUAAUGGUCUCAUUAAAUAUGCCAGAUUCGAUUUUAAUGGGUUCAUAUUAGUUUAAUUGUAUGUCAGAUUAAGGGCCAUGAAAAUUUGCCAUCAGAAUUAGACAUCUUAAGAUAAUCAACUUCAUAUUAAUAUCUGCCGUGUUGAUUUAAACUAUGUGUUAAUACACAUGUAAUAAUAUCUAUACAUAUGUACUGUUUUGUAAAAUGCUAGAAGAAUAUUUGUUUCUUCUUUUUUCUCUCAUUAUUUUGUAAUGUAAACAAAGGUAACAGCCUUGUUCAAACAUUUGUUAUAUUGUAUCCUUAUUCUGUCAUAUGUUCAUAUGAAAUGAGAAAAUAAAUGGAUAUUGUAUUG